Messenger RNA from Protopolystoma xenopodis, 1017 nucleotides. NCBI's taxonomy places the organism in Eukaryota, Metazoa, Platyhelminthes, Monogenea, Polystomatidea, Polystomatidae. The record is from the annotation of a GenBank genome assembly.
CACACCGGCACACCUUCUCCACGUAUUUCGUCUCGCAAUCAACUCACGCCGUCGGUCCGUCGGUCCGUCGGUCGCUCGCACUACCUCGGCGGUCGUAAGUCACCUCACGCCGCCUUACUCGCCAAUCCGACGUCGACGAUUUGGCGACCGGCGCCGACACCCUCGCACAUCCCCACCCCGCCCGACGCGCAGCGUCAUAAGCACUCCUCGACUCGGCACCAGGUUGCCUCUAACCCCGUGAACACAAGACAUGCUUACCAUCAACUCGGCGGCCGUAACAAACGUCGCCAAAGCGACAUCGGCGUUGUCGGCAUGCUCGCGGCCGGUGGGCAACACUGGCACCAACGUCAGUGCCACCAGCGCCGACCCACCGCCAGAGCCGCGGCGACUCCAGAAACGGGUAAUUGCACAAACAUGCGAAAAAAUGCACACUUCACGGCUCGGGCGCCCCUCUUGCGUUGCGCCCGCUUCGCCUCCUCCUCUUCCGCCGCACAAGCUGCACCCACCCACAUGGACAGACGCGCCAACAUGCGCACAACCGACGCGUUCUCGCCGAACCCCUCUACAAAUCGCUCAAGCGUUUGUGGCGAAGCCUGUCGGGCAAGCAGCGGGCCCCGGCGUGAGAACUUAGCCUUCCGGGCCGGGCUUCGCUUCACUCGACCUGGCCCGGCACGGCCAGCAGAUGAGCGCGUGAGAGAAUGCAUGAAAUCGCAGCUCUCUCAUUGGGUUGAGUCGAGUGGAUUGCCAGAGCCUCCAGCCUAUCGAUCGCCUAGUCCCCUCGACCUACGCGCCCCUAACCGCACGCCUCGGUUCAUUGUGUCUCGUUCGGUCGGCCGCCAGCCGCCUGCGCCGCCUGCGCCGCCUGCCGCUCCUUCGGCCUCGUCACGCCCGGCCUCGGAUCUAGUCAUGCCAGCGCCGCCACGUUCGGCCGCCUCACUCGGCUGCCCCUUCGCCUGCCCGCCUCGACGAGUGUCGCUCCGCCGCGCCUCAGCUCGGAUUACCGCCAGCCCGGCCUAG